AUGGGUGCUUAUAGAUAUUACUGGAUGGGGUUUCUGUUCACGGCAGCGGUGAUACUCUCCGCCGUUUCUCCGGCAGCGGCGUACCUCGCUACCACUGUUCUCCAUUUGGAGAGGACACCGUUACCUUUGGGCUCCUCAGCUGGUCUGAAGCAGCUCAGAGCUCAGGAUCGAGCCAGGCACGCCCGUAUCUUUGACGGAGUCGCCAACUUCUCUGUCUACGGCUCUGCCGAUACCCUUCUCUACGGGAUUUACUACACAAAAGUCAAGCUGGGGUCUCCUCCGCAGGAGUUCAGCUUGCAGAUCGAUACCGGCAGUGAUCUGCUCUGGGUAAACGCCAAAUCUUGCGCUAACUGUCCACGCUCGAGCAGUUUCGGGAUUGGCCUGAGCUAUUACGAUGCUGCUGCAUCUUCCACCGCCAAGGUGGUCCCCUGUCCGGAUAAAACUUGUCCAAAUCGGUGUACGAAGAAUGGUCAAUGUGGCUACACAAUAAAUUAUGAAGAUGAUGGUGUGACCAAUGGAGUUUAUGUGGUAGAUAGGGUCAAUUUGGAUUUCAUUCGGCCAGACUCAACCAUAGCCACCUCCUCAGCAGCUAUCGCGUUUGGUGCUAGCACCUACCUGUCUGGUGCAUUAGGUGAUUCAGCCCUUGCUGUUGACGGAAUCUUCGGACUUGGGCAAGGACCUCUCUCAGCCAUCUCACAGUUAUCCUCCAGAGGAAUAGUACCGCCAGUUUUCUCUCUUUGCCUGAAAGGAGAGGGCCUUGGCGGUGGUACUUUUGUUCUGGGAGAGAUAGCGGAGCCGGGGAUGGUCUAUACUCCGCUUGUCCCAGCACAGCCUCACUACAAUUUAUAUCUGCAAAGCAUUGCCGUGAACGGAGAGUUGUUGCCUGUCGAUCCAGCUGUCUUUGCAACGUCAACUGGUCGUGGAACCUUUGUUGACAGUGGGACGACUCUGGCAUACCUGGUGGACGAAGCUUAUGAACCAUUCAUACGUGCUGUUACUGCUGUGGUCUCACCAUCGGCGACUCCUAAAAUAAGUGAGGGACACCAGUGUUACUUACUCAGUUCUAGCGUAUCUCAAGUUUUUCCGGUAGUGAGCUUCAAUUUUGCCAACGGAGCUUCUCUCGUAUUAAAACCUGCUGACUACCUUUAUCAAUCUGUUAGGUAUGUUAGUGGGAUGUGGUGCAUAGGCAUCGUGAAGAAGCCUGGAAUGACCAUCUUAGGAGAUCUUGUUCUGAAAGACAAGAUUUUUGUGUACGAUCUGGUCCAUCGGCAGAUCGGAUGGACUAAUUACAAUUGCUUGAAUGCAGUAAAUGUUUCUGUUCCCAAACAGCGGAGCUCAAGCUGUUCUUCGAGAGACAUGCUGUUGAUGUCGCUGCCUCUGGCAAUCACCGCUCUCUUCUUACAAAUAUCAUCGGUGAUCGGGAUCAAGACAAUGUAA
Molecule: messenger RNA, 1437 nt
Organism: Linum trigynum
Lineage: Eukaryota; Viridiplantae; Streptophyta; Magnoliopsida; Malpighiales; Linaceae
Source: the annotation of a GenBank genome assembly